AUGUUCCACUUCCUGCCGUUUUUUACAUUUCACAGAGUCACAACAAUUGCGCAGGUGAGCGGCAGCCGGCCUUGGCACCGCAACGGGCCGGCCCCGGGUGACACGCGGUCUCGCGUCCAACCUCUCGCCGUCCCUAUAAAAGCGGCCACCGACGUCCGGUCAAUCACCACAACGCCUCGAGGCAAGCUCCGAGUCCAGACCUUCGUAGCGAAGACGCAACAAGCCGCCAUGGUAUCUGUCAGCAGCAAGACUUUCCUCCUUUCCCUCGCCGUCCUGCUCGCCUUGUGCAGCUUGGCAGCCGCCCAGUUUGGCUACGGCGGUUUCGGCCGUGGGUACGGAGGCUACGGUGGCUUCGGCCGCGGCUUCGGAGGAGGAUACGGCGGAUUCGGCCGCGGCUUCGGUGGAGGAUACGGUGGAUUUGGACGCGGAUUCGGCGGAUACGGCGGCUACGGACGUGGCUUCUACGGUUGAACGCUCCUUGUUGCUACGUUAUGCACCGAUUACGCAAAUAUUCCUUCGCGCACCGUUUUCCAAAAGUCAGCGCUCUGCGCAAUGACGUCAUGACAGAUUAGCGACGGCGUAGAAUGAAGGAGUUCAGCAGCAACUCGAAAGUAUGCAAUACGGGUUCACAAAUAAACAUGCC
This is a messenger RNA of Rhipicephalus sanguineus (brown dog tick), 643 nucleotides long. RefSeq lists its product as uncharacterized. Bases 1 to 471 code for a protein of 156 amino acids. The record is from RefSeq and is a predicted model, not a curated record. Lineage: Eukaryota; Metazoa; Arthropoda; Arachnida; Ixodida; Ixodidae. The transcript is spliced from 3 exons.